CUUAAAAAUAAAAACUAAGGGCGAAGGGCUCCCCUCCCAUCCCCUCCUUUAUUCUCAUUCUCCAUAACCAGUCCUGGUGUCCAGCCGCACCUCCCUACGCCGGCCAAGGGACUCGCUCUCAGUCACAGUGAAAACCCUCGAUUCGUCACUCUUCCACACUCCGAACUAGCUUUCCGAAAUGAGAAACAUAGUUCGAUUAGCGGUUCGGACCUUAAAUGAUGUCUCAUCGCCUCGAUUUCUUGUGAGAACUCUCUCUUCAAAUGCAAUAGUUGGUGGGAGAGUGGGCGAUAAAGAAAGUGGUAACUCGUUUGAACCUUCUUCCGAUUUUGAGCAGAGGAUUUUUAGUUCAAAAACAAAUUCUUUUUUCAAAAGUCUCGAUAGCAUUGGGAAGGGUCGUGAUAGCUUUGGCUCAAAUAUGAAUGCUGAGAGUAAUUACGGUAUAAUGGAUGGAUUAGAUGAAAGUUUUGACACUUUACAGGAUGGAAUGGAUGGGAAGCUACAGAAAGCAGCCACAUAUUUUGAAUUUGAUGCUGAAGAAAUAUUGCAAGACGAGUAUGCUUUCAGGCCAGAUGUGAAUUUCAGGAGGGGGAUGACUUAUGAUGUUAAGGAUCUCGAUUUAACUAAGCCAGGAGUUCGUAAACCUCCCCAGAGGGCUGAGUUUAAAGUAACGACAGCAGAAGUAUUAAAAAAAGCUGAUUUUAGGAAUGUACGAUUUCUUGCAAACUUCUUAACAGAGGCUGGAAUUAUCAUCAAAAGGAGCCAGACUGGCAUCAGUGCCAAGGCCCAGAGGAAGGUCGCUAGGGAAAUCAAAACAGCCAGAGCCUUUGGUCUAAUGCCUUUCACAACAAUGGGAACGAAACAAUUUGUUUUUGGAAAAACUAUGGAGGGUCUUGAUGAAGACUAUGAAUAUGAAAAUUUUGAUGGCAAUGUAAUUGCUGAUGCAGAAUAAACAAAAGGCGCCCUAUAAAUGCCUAAAGCUGCUUUUCUAAGGGUUGGAAAUGUACCAUACCUUCUCCAUAUAUUUGCCCUAAUGUGUGAAGGUAAAAGAAAACUGAAACUGGGAAGUGGAACCAUGAAGAUCUCCAUUACCUUCGGAAGCAGUUCUCCUUUUCUGAAACCACUAUGGACGUUUUGAGCUUGGUUUGUGAAUUAUCAGCCUUACACAUGAGGCAAGGGCACUUUUGCUAGUUUAUUUUGUUUUAUUUACCUCAGUAUAGUUGUACUAGUUUAAAAUAAUGGCAAACCGGAACUCCGUGUGUAAGGGAGGCUUUUUGUUCAAAUAAUUUUAGCAAUGACCCUGUAAGAAACUUUAACAAAUUUGAUACUUAUGGCAAUGGCAUUCCACUCAAGUUGGGGACAA
This is a messenger RNA of Humulus lupulus (European hop), 1360 nucleotides long. RefSeq lists its product as uncharacterized. Gene Ontology annotation, molecular function: structural constituent of ribosome; small ribosomal subunit rRNA binding. Lineage: Eukaryota; Viridiplantae; Streptophyta; Magnoliopsida; Rosales; Cannabaceae. The record is from RefSeq and is a predicted model, not a curated record. The transcript is spliced from 6 exons. Gene Ontology annotation, cellular component: ribosome; mitochondrial small ribosomal subunit. Gene Ontology annotation, biological process: translation. Bases 179 to 949 code for a protein of 256 amino acids.